Ziziphus jujuba (common jujube) is the source of this 1128-nucleotide messenger RNA. Its product is annotated as gibberellin-regulated protein 14. Bases 140 to 874 code for a protein of 244 amino acids. The record is from RefSeq and is a predicted model, not a curated record. The transcript has 4 exons. Lineage: Eukaryota; Viridiplantae; Streptophyta; Magnoliopsida; Rosales; Rhamnaceae.
CAGACACCAUCUUCUAAUUAUUUCUCUGUCCACCAUUCCACGCUAUUUAUACCAUACCCUGCUUCUUUCUACGGAGUCAUCUCUGAGUGGCCAGGUGCUCAGUUCACCUUUCUUUUCUUCUUCUACAUUCUGAGUUGGUAUGGCUCCCAAAGCCUUUCUUUUUCUGUUGGCCACUUCUCUUUUGGUAACUACAAGGGUUUCAUCUAAGCAUGAAGAACUCAAUGUAAAGGUUGUUUAUGCUAAGCCACCGGCCCCUGCACCUCCAGUCGAGGUACCAACUCCUGUGCCUCCAGUGAAGCCACCGCCACCAGCAUUUGUGCCUCCAGUGAAAACUCCACCACCAGUUUCUGUGCCUCCAGUGAAGCCACCGCCACCAGCUUAUGUGCCUCCAGUGAAAACACCACCGCCAGUUUCUGUGCCUCCAGUGAAGCCACCGCCACCAGCUUAUGUGCCUCCAGUGAAAACACCACCACCGCCACCAGCAUAUGUGCCUCCAGUGAAAACACCACCACCAGUUUCUGUGCCUCCAGUGAAGCCACCGCCACCAGCAUAUGUGCCUCCAGUGAAAACACCGCCACCAGUUUCUGUGCCUCCAGUGAAGCCGCCACCACCAGCUUAUGUGCCUCCGGUCAAGCCCCCUGUGAAUCCACCAGCCACUGCACCAGUGCCUCCUGUGAGGUCCAUAGCAGAUUGCGCCCCAUUGUGUGAUAACAGGUGCAAAGACCAUUCGAGGAAGAACAUCUGCACCAGAGCAUGCAAAACAUGCUGUGCACGAUGCAGAUGUGUUCCACCGGGAACGUUCGGGAACAGAGAAAAAUGUGGCAAGUGCUAUACUGAUAUGACCACCCAUGGCAACAGAAUCAAGUGCCCUUGAAAAUUUGGUUGGUAGGUUUUUCACCAUUGUAAUAACUAUGAGAGAGAGAGAGUGUGUGAUGGGAAAAUAAAUGGUUUUCCAGUGAACUUCCAGGUGCUAUUGCGUACCCUCAGAUCUUGAACGAGAGCAAAUAGUACUAUAUAAGGCAUUAGUUUCUAUUUAAUUUUCACAUGUUGUAUCACAGGUAUUGGUAUAUGUUGUUACUUUUUCCCUUGUGACCGUAAGUAUAAAUAUAUAUAUUAUAUUAUUUUAUA